CAGUCUACAUUGCGAUAUUCACUAAGGAGCCAGUUUGCAACAAAGAAAUCGGGCGUUGACUUUCAAAAAAAAGAGGAGAAGCAAGCUUUUCGUUAUUCUUUCUCUCUCUUUUCCUCCCUUUCUUUGUGUGUUGAAACUAUGGGAGAGAUUUCCAUCAAGAAAAUAGCUCCAAACUUGGAUCCACGAGGGGUUGAUAAUGAGAGCACAAGAACCUUUUAUGCUGAGGAAUUUAAAAAACUGUCAAAGGAGAAUUCAGCAUGUGCUGUAUCGCCAAGUCAACACAUGGAACAACAAGAAAUGACUGCAACCAUUAAUUUAGAAGAUAUCCCAACAGAUUGUCUACCCAUCGCAAUAUUACCCAGUGAAAUAGCCGCUUUUGAAAAAUUCAUGAUGAAACCAAAUGUUCAAGAUGAACAAAUAUGGACUACACUUGGUUGCUUUAUGCAUCCAUCUGUUGCUGAAGCUUUAGAUAAUGUGGGAAGCGUUAGUGCCUCUGAACUAGAAGAACAUAGUAAACUCAAGUUCCUUAUUCGAUUCUUUAAAGAGAUACAAACGAUAAGGGAAGAUGUCGAAAUCGCCAUCAUGUGCAGUAAUAAAACAUCAGAAAAAAUACUCAUCAACGCGAUCAAAGGUCGAAGUUUCAAAAUUACAAGACUACAAAACAGAGGCUUCCCCAAUGAUGCCUAUGGUCUUGUUUUCUGUCACAGCAGGAGACAAGUCCAACAAAAGGAACGAGAUAUACCAAACCGCGGAUAUACCAUCGACUUGGUUCUACUUGUUGAGGUGCCAAUCGAUACGAAUGCUUACCUUCCUAAACUAUUCAAGGAACGUCCAGUCAGGAUUAUUCAACUCGCCUGUGUAGGAUCGCCUGAAAUAAGACUAUACAACGUUCAGGAACUUUUACGAAAGCAUUCUCGUACAUUAUUACCUCGUACCACUCUCAGAGGCAUGCCACCGCUUAUUUAUAAACAAGUGUUUACAAGGAAGAACCUUUACAACCUAGCCAGGGUUGUCUCUCAAUGGAAUUCUGUGGUAACAGAGACCCUUUUGCGUUGGUUUGUCGAUGGCAGGGAAACACACUAUCGCUUUCAGGCCUUUGAUCAGAAUAGGCGAUUAUUAGAAUAUUUGGAAUCGGCAAGAAAUAAUGGCAGUAAUCCAUCUUCACUUGCUAGUUCACCUCGCUUAUCAAGCGGUCAUUCAUCCUCACAUACUGAUUCAGCAAAGAGAGCCUACUCACCCGAUCACAUGAGUUCCAAGUACCAGGAGCGCGAUAUAAAGAGAUCAAGGGUAAGCUGCUGCUGAAACCGUGAUGUAUUCUAUUUCCUAAUGACCCUUCCAAAAAGGCACCGUCUUCCCCUCCACGUGAC
Molecule: messenger RNA, 1367 nt
Organism: Rhizopus microsporus ATCC 52813
Lineage: Eukaryota; Fungi; Mucoromycota; Mucoromycetes; Mucorales; Rhizopodaceae
Exons: 3
Coding region: 139-1302 (387 amino acids)
Source: RefSeq, a predicted model, not a curated record